AUGCCGCUCAUCACCCCCUCACGCCUCGCCAUCAUCGUCGUCUCCUUUUCGCUCAUAACUUUCUUCUGGACUUUUGGCCUACCACACCAGACUCCCCAGCCGUCCAUACCCGCUAUCGAUCACUAUGACCACAAGAAUGUGCAUACCGACCCGAUAAUACCGCCACCAGUCAUCGAGACACCGCACGCGACAACACCAACGCCGAUAGCACAUGGAGAUCGACCCACCGAGUCAGAUGAUCAUAGAUGGGACGACAAGGGAGCACAAGGUGGAAAGGGACAAGCGAAACCACCUGCGCCUACCGAGACGGGCAUUGCGGAUUACGAGAAGGAUGACGGAAGAUGGGAGGACAAGGAAAAGUUGAAGGGCGGUGAUAAGUCUGCGGACAAGGCCAACGCAAGCGCAAUUGGGGCGCCUACAACACUAGCCACCGAGACCAAGCCGGACGUUGCGACUACGAAGGCCGCCGAAGCCGCUGUCGAAACGCAAGUAGUCGAGAAGUUCUGCAGCGACGCCGACGGAGCGAAAGACAUCAUGGUCGUACUCAAGACGUCCAAGGCAGAAAUCGACAAGCUCAACGGCCAUCUCAGCAACCUUCUCUCCUGCGUCCCCACCUUCGUCAUUUUCAGCGACCAUGCUGGCGAGUUCCAAGGGCACAAAGUACAUGAUGCGCUCGACUCUAUCAGCCAUGAGAUCAAAUUCAAGAACAAAGAAUUCCAGGAAUAUCAGCUUAUGCAUGCUGACGCGGAGCAUAAGCCGGAUGCAAAGAAGACGGAGGACCUGGAUAAGUGGAAGUUCUUACCUAUGGUGUACAAAGCAUACCACAUGAACCCCAGCGCCAAGUUCUUCGUCUUCCUCGAAGCUGACACGAGCUUGAGCUGGACGAACGUGUUGCAAUGGUUUAAUAGGCUGGAUUACCGGAUACCUUAUUACAGCGGAGCUCCUUACUUCAUUGCGGGCACACAAGUAGCGCAACGCGGAGCAGGCAUCAUGUUGUCUCAGGGCGCUCUACGACGAUACUCCAAAUCUUACGACGAGCUUUACCAGACCAAGUGGGAAAAGAACACCGCCACAGAAUGCUGCGGUGACCUGAUGCUGGCGAAAGCUCUUGGAGACGCACACGUGGAAUUCUACGCUGCUUGGCCACUCCUUCAGAGCGAGCAGCCAAGUACACUUGACUACACCAGGAAGCACUGGUGUGCUCCUGCGGUGUCAUGGCAUCACAUUGCUGGCGACCAGCUUACUAGGCAAUGGGAUAUCGAGAAGAAGUGGACCAGCGCGAACGGCUGGAAGAAGCCAUACCUGUACCGCGACGCCUACCACGACUCGGUGGAACCACACAUCGAAGCGCAAAAAGUGGGCUGGGACAACUUGAGCCAGGACACGAAGAUUGUUGCGCCAGAGGGACAGCAGGAACAGAUGAAAGAUGAUGCCGAGAAGAAGAAAAAGGAGGGAGAAGAGCACGAUUUAGGCGAACCAGAGGAAAAGCCCAAGGAACAAGUCAAACCUCAAGAAGAGGCAAAGAAACAACCAGGAGAAAAGCCCAAGCAAGACGGCAAAACUCAGCAAGAAGAGAAGAAGGAACCCGAGAAGAUCAAGGUCGACAACACACCACCACCCGACUCUCGAAUCUACCAAGAAUCCGGUCCCAGUCCCACAUCCAGCAAGUCCAAACGUGCAGACAAGAAAGGCGGCGACAAGAAAGAGGACAAGAAACCUGAACCACCCAAUUGGGACAAGCUCGCGGAAAAACACCCAGACGCAGCGGAUAGCUCUGAGCGCUGCCAGGCAGUCUGCCAACAAGUCGAGGACUGUCUACAAUGGCGGUACACGUCGAAUGGGGACGGUGAGUGUCAUCUAAGUAAGGUGGUUAGGUUAGGUGGCAAAGUUGGGGACGAUAAGUGGACGAGUGGAUGGUUGGUUGACAGGAUUAACGGGGUUACCAAGGAAUGGGCGUGUAAGGAGGUCAAGUGGAGGUUUUAUCAGUAA
Messenger RNA from Alternaria atra, 1989 nucleotides. RefSeq lists its product as uncharacterized. The transcript has a single exon. Lineage: Eukaryota; Fungi; Ascomycota; Dothideomycetes; Pleosporales; Pleosporaceae. The record is from RefSeq and is a predicted model, not a curated record. The coding region runs from base 1 to 1989 and encodes 662 amino acids.